AUGGCCCCCAACAGCCCCAAUAACUCCACCCUUACGAUUUCGCCCUUGGUGACCAAUCAUAGGGCCCAGGACUACUUUCAGACACCUCCACCUGUUGAAGGUCGCAGAAUCCAAUCUUCUCAUAGAAUCUUCUCGUCUCCCAAUGCAAAGCAAAGCAAGAAACGAUUGAAUGGCGAUGAAACACGGAUUUCCCAGCAAGUAGUUCCUCCAGAAUUGUCAUUUGCCGAUGAUCCAGAGUCGUCUCAAGCUGUUCCCGACAAUCUUGAGGAGAUCCCGUUGACUCAGGCUGACAAGCUACGUUUGUGGAGACAUGAUGCUUUACUUCAGCAUCAUUAUGAGACGGCUAUAUACAUUGGAGAUAAGGUUCUCAGUAUGACGAAUGACCCCAACGAUGCAUUCUGGUUAGCCCAGGUGUAUUAUUCCAAGGGGGACUACCAGAUUGCUUGCAGCUUACUUUCAGGACCUCAAUUUGAGGACUCUGUUAGUUGUCGAUAUUUAUCUGGGCUCUGUCUAGUGAAAUUAGAGCGUUAUGAUGAGGCUUUAGACAUUGUGGGCGAAGUAAAUCCUUUUAAAAAGGAACACACAGUGAAGAAUCCGGAUGGAGGUAUCAAAUUGGAGGCUUCCAUGUGCUAUUUACGCGGAGUGAUAUAUGCCAGACAGAAUAACUUUGAGAGGGCCAAAGACUGCUUUAAAGAGGCUAUUUUAGUGGACGUGAAGUGCUUUGAGGCAUUCAAUCAACUGAUUACGAACUCGAUGCUCACUCCAGAUGAGGAAUGGGAUCUUCUAUCACAUUUAAACUUUGAUGAUGCAGAUAAUAAUGCCGAACUAGUAAGACUAUUGUACACUACGAGACUCUCAAAGUACAAGAAUGUGCACAAGUUCGAAGAUGCAGAACUCAAAUUGAAGGACGAAUACAAUUUAGAAGGCAAUUUAGACCUUCUUCUUGCACGAACAGAUCUUUUAUAUGCUCAGUGUCGAUUUCAAGACUGUCUUGACAUGUGCAGGCAGAUCAUGGAUCAAAAUGAGUGGAAUCUGCAAAUUAUGCCCAAUUAUCUCAGUUGUCUGUACGAGACAGGAGGUAAAAACGAGCUCUUUCUAUCUGCACAUAAGCUUGCCGAAAACUAUCCCAACAACUACAUCACGUGGCUUGCUAUUGGCAUCUAUUACUUUGCUAUCGGACGGACAAACGAUGCACGACUAUUCUUCUCCAAGGCGUCAAUUUUGAAUCCAAGCUUUGGACCUGCUUGGAUUGGAUUUGCACAUACAUUUGCCGUCGAAGGUGAGCAUGAACAGGCCAUUAGUGCAUAUGCUACAGCGUCCAGACUGUUCCCAGGAAGCCAUUUGCCUAACUUGUUUUUGGGAAUGCAGUAUCUACAGAUGAACAACCUCAUAUUGGCUCAAGAGUACUUGACAUCGUCGCUGUUGAUUUGUCCCACGGACCCUCUACUUCUCAACGAACUGGGAGUGUUAUACUACAAUCGAGGACAGCUGGCUAAGGCUGAAAAUGUCUUACAGAAGGCUCUUGUCGCAUCGAAAAGCCUUGAUUCAAGUGCCAAAUGCUGCUGUUCGAUUCAUUGCAACCUAGGCCAUGUUUACCGGAGGUUAAAACGAUACAAACUGGCCAUAGAGCAUUUCGAAGACGUACUAAGGAUGUCUAAGAUAGAUGCUAACGUCUAUUCAUCACUUGGCCUCAUAUAUUUGAAGCUUGGGAAAAUCUCGAUAGCGAUUGAGAUGCUUCAUUCUGCAUUAUCGAUCCAAUCCAACGAUCCAAUAGCUACAGAUCUACUAAAUAAGGCAUUAGAAGCAAAUAUGAAGGUGAGAAAUCAUAGAUUCAUCGAGAGGGCCAAUAGUAACGAAACCCCCAUCAACAAGCCCAGGAAAAACGUCAGAUUUAUAGGACAGGAUAAGAAGAAGGAUUUGGAUUUAGUCGUAGAGGAUCUCAGAAGAGGAGAAGAUUCCAGUGAAGAAGGAGACGACGUGAUGGAGAUGGAAAGUGAUUAG
Brettanomyces nanus is the source of this 2001-nucleotide messenger RNA. RefSeq lists its product as uncharacterized. The coding region runs from base 1 to 2001 and encodes 666 amino acids. The transcript has a single exon. Gene Ontology annotation, molecular function: protein binding. NCBI's taxonomy places the organism in Eukaryota, Fungi, Ascomycota, Pichiomycetes, Pichiales, Pichiaceae. The record is from RefSeq and is a predicted model, not a curated record. Gene Ontology annotation, biological process: cell division.